Helianthus annuus (common sunflower) is the source of this 414-nucleotide messenger RNA. Its product is annotated as heterogeneous nuclear ribonucleoprotein U-like protein 1. The record is from RefSeq and is a predicted model, not a curated record. NCBI's taxonomy places the organism in Eukaryota, Viridiplantae, Streptophyta, Magnoliopsida, Asterales, Asteraceae. The transcript has a single exon. The coding region runs from base 1 to 414 and encodes 137 amino acids.
AUGGGUGGGCCCUCGCACGCGACGCCGGAAAAUGAUCCUCCGCCGGUUUCUUAUGCACCACCGCCACCGCCAGUGGGUUUCGACAACCCGAUACCGACUUACCCAGGUUCUUCUGGGUACAAGCCUUUUGAAUACCCAACUUCUGUGGGUUAUGGAACUCAUGACCCAUACCUUACUGCAGCUCAAUACAAUGCACUUUAUCCUUCUUCUUAUCCUCCAGUUUAUCCAACUGGAUAUCUAGUGCAAGGGUACCAAUACCCACCUUACCAGCAACCUCCUCCUCCCCAACAGGUGCAAACUGAAGAAAUUAUGGAAAGGUUGGACAGGGUUGAGCGUAAAGCAGAUGAAAGUAAUAAGAAGCACAACAGCUUUCUCAAGGGCCUUGCAAGUCUCAUCAAAGGCAAAACGAAAUAG